Messenger RNA from Drosophila rhopaloa, 1220 nucleotides. Its product is annotated as lipase 3. Lineage: Eukaryota; Metazoa; Arthropoda; Insecta; Diptera; Drosophilidae. The transcript is spliced from 4 exons. Bases 3 to 1220 code for a protein of 405 amino acids. Gene Ontology annotation, molecular function: hydrolase activity, acting on ester bonds. The record is from RefSeq and is a predicted model, not a curated record.
AUAUGAGUUUUGGCCUGGUGUUGUGCAUAGUGAUGAUCUGUUGGAUUGCCUUGAUCGGGGGUCAAAGUUCGUCAUCGCUGAUCGAUUCCGUUUGCCAGGCGAUUCACCGGCAGCAACUCGAGUGUCAAGUGCAUCGCGUAGAGACCGCCGACGGUUAUAGAUUAAGUCUCCACCGGAUUCCCGCUCCCCGAAAUGACCGGUGUCCCCAGCAGUUGCGUCCCUUUGUCCUGAUGCACGGCCUCCUCGGAUCCGCCGCAGAUUUCGUGGCGGGCGGAAGGGGCAGAUCCUUGGCCUUGGAACUGCAUGCUCGUUGCUUUGAUGUCUGGCUGGGAAAUGCCAGGGGCACAACCCAUUCCCGCGGGCAUCGCAGUCUGCCGACAAGUGACGCCCGCUUCUGGCAGUUCAGUUGGCACGAGAUUGGCAUCUACGACCUGCCCGCCAUCGUGGAUUACGUGCUGGCGAGGACGAACCGCCGGCAGGUGCACUACGUCGGCCAUUCGCAGGGGACCACGGUGCUGCUGGUGUUGCUCUCACAACGGCCGGAGUAUAAUGCGCGGUUCGCCAAUGCGGCUCUGAUGGCGCCGGUGGCCUUUCUCAAGCAUCUGAGUAGUCCGCCACUGCGUUUGUUGGCCAGCGACAGUUCCGCGGUCACGCUGCUGCUCAAUAAACUUGGCCUCCACGAACUGCUGCCGGCGACGGCGCUGACCCAGGUGGGCGGGCAGUUCUUCUGCACCGCCUCCCGGCCCACCUACGCCCUCUGCACCCUCUUCACCUCCCUUUAUGUGGGCUUCAGCGACUAUCCAUUGGAUCGUAACAUCUUGCCACGCAUCCUGGAGACGACGCCGGCGGGCAUUUCGCGGGGCCAGCUGCAACAUUUCGGGCAGCUCAUUAAUAGCGGCCAAUUCCAGCAGUAUGACUACCGCUCGCCCAGACUGAAUGCGCUGCGAUAUGGUCAGUCCACGCCCCCCUCAUAUCAGUUGGCCAAUGUUCGCCUGCAGCUGCAGAUCUUUCAUGGCAACCGGGAUGCACUGUCCAGUCAGGCGGAUGUGCAGCGCCUGGUCAGCGAACUGCGGAACAGCAUUACGCAGAUGUAUCAGGUGCCCGGCUAUAAUCACAUUGACUUUCUUUUCGCCCUCUCAGCGCCACAGCUGGUAUACGAACGAAUUAUUCAACAGGCAUGGCAGUUGGACGCGGUAUCGGUGGCGCUUCCAGGCACCUGA